Molecule: messenger RNA, 1083 nt
Organism: Aspergillus pseudonomiae
Lineage: Eukaryota; Fungi; Ascomycota; Eurotiomycetes; Eurotiales; Aspergillaceae
Product: flavin reductase family protein
Exons: 2
Coding region: 37-765 (242 amino acids)
Molecular function (GO): FMN binding
Source: RefSeq, a predicted model, not a curated record
ACAGUCCUUGCCCUGAAUCGAUCACUCAACGGUUAUAUGUUCUUCCUUUUUUUUCACUACACAAAUAUGUUUUACGAACCUGGUGUUACCGAGCAUAAUCUCCCACAUGACCCUUUCAAGGCCUGCGUGAUCCCUCGUCCCAUUGGGUGGAUUUCCACCAAAAAUAAAAGUGGACAAUGCAAUCUGGCGCCAUACUCACAGUUCAAUAACCUGACGUUUGAUCCGCCGUAUGUUAUGUUUUCUUCCAACCAGACCGCCACUGGCGUGCGGAAGGAUACAGUGGUGAACGCUGAAGAAACCGGGAAGUUUGUCUGGAACCUGGCGACCUGGGAUCUGCGUGAAGCGGUUAAUAUCUCGGCCCAACAGACCCCCUAUGGGACCGACGAAUUUGAACUGUGCAAUAUCACCAAGGAGCAGGCAACACUCGUCGAUGUUCCGAUGGUCAAGGAGUCGCCCGUGAAGUUCGAAUGCGAGUACCACACGACCAUUCGACUACCGGGAAAUCCACCCAUGGGAACUGUCGAUAUCGUCAUUGGAAAGGUUAUUGGGGUUCACAUCGCUGAGGAAGUACUCACGGAUGGAUUGCUGGAUAUUAAGAAAACACAACCGAUCGCUCGUUGCGGGUAUUAUCAGUAUACCGUUGUUCGAGAUACAUUUGAGAUGAUAAUCCCAAAUAUGUCGGCGGACGUUCUCUAUGGCUUGGAGGGCAGUGCGGCUCGCAAUCGUCAGAAGAAUAAAGAGAAUGAAGAGAGUUCUAGCAAUUAGCACUUGUUGAUGUUGGACUGGAUGCUUACCACAGUCACUUUUGACUCUAAACAGAUAGAAUCACAAUUUACCCUGAUGCUACAUCUUUUCGAUCCCCUGGGAUGCUCGGUAUUAUGGCCUAACUGCGUAGCAUGGAACAAAACGCUGAAUCCUUGCUACGUGUCGUCUUCCCAUGCAGAGUGACGAGUCUGAGGGAAAUAUACCCAUCCCUUGAUUGACCGGUGGAAAGAAACUACAACAGUUUAGCUACUCCACUGGCGGGCAACAUAGAUGAAGGGCACACAGCCGCAAUCCUUUGCGUCUUGCACUUGUCUUCCG